Messenger RNA from Megalobrama amblycephala (Wuchang bream), 5446 nucleotides. It is a transcript of the gene alg2, whose product is annotated as ALG2 alpha-1,3/1,6-mannosyltransferase. NCBI's taxonomy places the organism in Eukaryota, Metazoa, Chordata, Actinopteri, Cypriniformes, Xenocyprididae. Bases 2797 to 4005 code for a protein of 402 amino acids. Gene Ontology annotation, molecular function: GDP-Man:Man(1)GlcNAc(2)-PP-Dol alpha-1,3-mannosyltransferase activity; alpha-1,3-mannosyltransferase activity. The transcript has 5 exons. The record is from RefSeq and is a predicted model, not a curated record.
GGUGGCACGGGGUGUGAGAUAGCAGAUCCUUCAUUCAUUGCGCCGGGGCGGGUCCGUUUAUUUUAGACAUUUGAUUGUGUUCCAGCCAAUCCAAAUAUAGUCGUAGACAGGUAUUUUUAGCGGAAGCGUGUCCCCGUUACCACUUACCAGGGAACAACCUUAUGAUAUCCCCAUACUGUAAUGGGAGAAAGUAGAGAACCGAUAGCCUCGGGUAAUUUCGCUGCCCGUUGGCUGAAAAUGAAGCUCUUUUCGCAGGUCUCUCAAUUCUAACCAUGUUGUUUAACUCGCUUUGGCUCUCCGGAAAAGCUGGACAGUAUAAGUUCGGACGUCCCGAGGACACUAAACAGGUUUCGGCUGUUGUGCUAAAUGUUUUUGUAUAUAGAAAGGCAACCGUUUAAAAAGGGACAGUUCGUACUAAGCUAAGUCUCGCGACAAAAUAUCGCUAAGAAUUUUUCUUAUAUCGUUAACCGAUGCAUUGUCAAUUGAGUAGCAGGAAUAGUCGGUAAAAGACCACAGGUAAUUUUUCUUCCACAGCUCACGAAAAGCUGUUGCAAAGAAGUUGUAAAUAAGGCGGUUCUUGCUAAGCACAGGCAUCAGGUCCAUAUCUGUAAAUAAACCAUAUAAAUGCCUGGAUAAAGAUAUAUUGUAGCGAGCAAUUGCCUUGUUAUAUUUAUGUAUUUAUGUUUGCCAAAAUACAAACUUUCGUUUAUAUUUUGCCCAUUUCCCAACUUCAAGAAGUCCAGUAGUACAUCAGGUGGUGGUCUGUAGUUGAGGGGAACAUGUUCCGCGUCGCGAGACCUGGGGCUAGGUAUGGAAAGGGUGCGCGCGCGGAGGGAAACUCGCUCCUUGCUUUGCCGUCACGGGGAAUCCCCUCUCCGUGACCUUCCCCCGCCUCUUUAGACGCUUAAAGAGGGAGCGGGUAAACCGGGUCAAGUGAUAUUAGCCUCGUUUGUGACAAGACAAGUUCUGCUUUUAGUGUUUAGAGACAACUGGUUAAAUGACAUAGCCCACCUUUUAAAGAACUACAAACUGGCUCAGUAUUUACAGGUAUGACUUAUGUGCAAGCAGAAAACAAAACAGAAGUCAAUGUGAGUGUCAUAAAAGCCCCAUAUUUGGGAAAACAUCUCUUAAAAAAAAAAAAAAAGCAAAUAUAUUGUAAUUUUAAAAUUGUGAUUUUCAGUCCCAGAAAAAAGUCUUGGAAAAAAAAGUCUAUUUUUUUUUAAAUUACAAGAACCAAUCCUGUAAUUAUAAAUGACCCUAAAGGGAUGUUCUGUCUUGAUAAAGGCACAACUCUCAGACAUUUACGUUUUUUACAUUGUCACUGGUCUCAAGAAAAAAAAAAAAUGGCUCCCGACUGUGACUAGUAAGCACAUUAUUACAAUAUGACUUUAUCCAUAUUUUCAAUAGGCUCUGCACUAACCACAACAUCUGUAUAUUAUGUUUAUUACAACAGAAAUUCACAUGCUUUUUCAUUUUAAAGUCAAUGCAGUCACACUUAAACACCUUUUUAUGUUACUCGUAUCGAUCUGAAUGAGGAUGGCUGCUUUAGUGGGGGCUUUUUAUUUAUAAGGUCACACUCCCUCGAUCUGAUUAGAACAGUGAACUGAAACCAUAAGGUCAGGAAAGGUUUAAAAUUAGAAUCCGGAGAAUAUCCUUCCUAUAGUACUUCUAAUGAAUAGUAGGCCCAAAUUUUAUUAUUUCACAUGAACAAAUACACAAAUAGUAACUGAAUAUUAUGAAUAAUCAGCACAUUUACAAAGGUCUUGAACUUUGCUCUUUACAAUAGAAAGACAGUGAAUUUCAAGUUUAAACUCCCACGUUUUCCGGCAGUGAUUGUAUAAUGGAUACAUCUAUGAGUGACAUAUCCAAUGGCUUUUACAGCAGUGACUCAUCACAAAGGAAGACUGCUUUCCUGGGCUGAGAUGAAUGUGAUAAUAGUCAUGUGAUGACUACAAUCAUUUAAGAUAAUGCUAUUAGCAAAGUCCAGUAGUGACGACCAUUAUUAUUGUCUUAUCUUAAACCACACAUUAACUAGCAAGAAUGUUGUGAUUGUAAUUUGCAUUGUGGGCAUAUAUUCACAUAUUCAUACGUGAAACAGGUAGCUGUGCAGCAACUGAGUGUUAUUUAAUUGUUAUUUCAAGCAUAUCACUGGUUGACAAGCUUAAAGGUCAUGCGUGGUAAAAACUAUUUGUUAGUUUUGCUUGUGUUUGUGAGUGGGCGUUUGUACUUAUGUAUGUUGAUUACACAAGCAAUGACCUGGAUGUGAGUGAAAUCCUUAAAGACGUUUUUUUUUGUUUGUUUUUUUAAUUAAGUGUGAAGUGUAAUUUUAUAUGUUUGUAUGUCCAUGUAUGUGAUGUGACUAUACUAAUCUACUUAGCAGAAAAGGGAAGCUUCUAGGAGUGGAUAUACAAAUGUUAUUUUACUUUUCUUCUAUAAACCCAUGGACAUUACUGUGUUAAUAGAAGUUAUACUUUUUCUGUGUAGAUUUCCCAAAAAUGAAACGCACAUGCUUUUACUGAGCACAUUGGCUGGAAAUGUUGCUUGCCUCUCAGGCUCUCCAAUGAACAGGAGAGCAAUGGCCAAGCUCGGAGGUGGUCACCAUUCACUGCCAACAUAUGGACAAGCACAAACACAACUGAAAUAAACAUAUUUGACUUGCUGUCCUUGGAGGGCUCGAUCUAGCGACUUGACCUGAAACUCGGCUUGGUUAAAGAAAAACCAGCAGAGAAGUUGGGGUUGGGGUGGUGGAAGGAUUCCGGAAAACAGUCGCAGGACUAAGGUUCUGACCAGGACAGGAUGGUUCGGGUGGUGUUCCUGCACCCUGAUCUGGGUAUAGGUGGAGCGGAGCGUCUGGUGGUGGAUGCAGCUGUAGCUCUGCAAUCUCGUGGAUGCAACGUUCAGAUCUGGACGGCACACUAUGACCCUCAGCACUGCUUCUCUGAGACUCUCUCACCUGAUCUGCCUGUGGUGUGUGUUGGCGACUGGCUGCCCACCAGCGUGUUUGGAUAUUUCCAUGCUCUCUGUGCAUACCUGCGCAUGAUCUACCUAACUCUCUAUCUUGUGCUCUUUAGUGGGGAGGAGUUUGAUGUUAUUUUCUGUGAUCAGGUUUCAGCAUGUAUUCCCUUUUUGCGUUUGGCACGUCACAGGAAGAAAGUCCUAUUCUACUGUCAUUUCCCUGACCAACUACUGACUCAGCGUCACUCUGCUCUAAAGCGCCUAUAUCGUGGCCCCAUCGACUGGUUUGAGGAACUGACCACAGGCAUGGCCGAUCGAAUUUUGGUCAACAGCCAGUUCACUGCAAGAGUCUUCAAACAGACGUUCCCCAAACUAGCUGAGAUCCACACCGACGUCCUUUAUCCCUCUCUGAACUCGGCAGCUUUCGAUGAUGAAGUAGAGGACCUCGGCGGGCUGCUCCCUGAGGGGCGGAGCUUCCUCUUUCUGUCAAUCAACCGCUAUGAACGCAAAAAGAACCUGCCGUUGGCACUGCGAGCAUUAGCGGCACUGAAGGAGCGUCUUUCUACAGGGGAAUGGGAGCACGUGCACCUCGUAAUGGCAGGGGGCUAUGAUGAACGUGUGGUUGAGAAUGUAGAGCACUACGAAGAGCUGCGUUCACUAGUGGCCUCUCUUGGCCUGGAGGACCACGUCACAUUCCUGCGCUCUUUUUCAGACAAACAGAAACUGUCUUUGCUGCACAGCAGCACUUGUGUACUGUACACUCCCAGCAAUGAACAUUUUGGCAUCGUACCCAUUGAAGCCAUGUACUUGCGUUGCCCCGUUAUUGCAGUUAACUCGGGUGGACCACUAGAGUCUGUGGCCCAUGACGAAACAGGCUUCCUCUGCGAACCCACCCCUGAGUGCUUUUCCGAAGCAAUGCGGAAGUUUGUUACAGACCCUAAACUCAAGCAGCGCAUGGGGCAGGCUGGCAGAGAGCGGGUACAGCAGCGCUUCUCGCUGCAGGCCUUCACUGAGCAGCUCUACAGUCAUAUCACCAACCUUACCCAAUAACCAAUUAUGACAUAAUAAAGGCCAUUCCUCUUCAGACCAACACACGGAUGCAUUCUGCCGGUCCGGUUGCUGUGGAGGGACUAAUGAAAGUAUGUCAUCUCUAAUGAAAGAAAAGAGCAGCAGGAGUUAACAUGGCUUAAGAGUUCAAUACAAGCCUUGAAGAAUGUGGAGCACUCGUCCGACCGAGAGGGUAAUGAAUUAUCGUGCACCAGCCACAUUGAUCAAGCGGGUCAUUGCGAGGCCUGAGGACCAUAUGUGUUUGUAUUUUUUUAUGCCAAAGGACCAUUAGAGAGUUUCUCGGGCAGAAAUCGAUAGAGAAGUUUCCGUGCCCUGCUCUGUUCGCCAAUGUCUCCGCUUUUGUUUAGUGAUAACAAUGGAGGAUGUUAAGAGUUAUUAAAGUCUCAAACUAAAGAUCCUCAUAACAAGUUUGUUCGAGUAGAAAAAGAAAAAGUUUUCUUAGGACACUGAAGGUCAUAUGCUGUAUUGGGUUUGAGGUCGUUACUGACUGUGUAUGUCCUCAUUCUAUUGAUACAAGACCAAAGCCCAGAUUAAAUGAGAUGCUGUCUCGGGUUUGACUUUGUCUGUUGAAGCUUUUAUUUUUGUAUACAUUGGAUACAGACUGACCAGACAGAACAGUAGCCUAUUUACUUUACAUGAAAACAGAUCACUGUUACUUUCUUUUGAGCUUUUUUUUUCUUCAAAUUUCCCAAAACUCCAGUUAAAUGAAAAUCCUGUAAUUAUUUAAUCACCCUCAUGUUGUUCAAAACCUGCAUGACUUAAUUUCUUCUGCUAAACACAAAGAUAUUUUGAAGAAUAUUUCAACUGUUUUUGUGCAUACAAUUAAAUACAUGUUUUGGACCCCAUUGACUUUCAUUGUGUGGAUCAAAAAUUAAAAAUGUUUUCUUUUGUGUUCCACAGAAGAAAGAAAGGUUUGGUUUGAAAUUACAUGACGGGAAUGGAUGAUGUUUUUAUUUUUUGUGUGAACUAUCCAUAUAAGUCUAUUUAAUUCAGUGGUUCCCAGCUUUUGUGAGUCCAUUGCCCACAAGAAGUAUUUUUUCUGUAAUACAAAAGCUUUGUUUUCAAAAUUGUUUUCCAGAUAUUUUAAGUGCUGUUCUUCAGCUAUCUUUUUAACCAAUGCAUUUACAUGACUUACAGUUAUUCAUGAUUUACUGGAUAUGGAUUAAGAUAAUAAUAUAAUAAUAUAUUUUAGAGCUUAAAAUAAAUGUAUAUUUGUUUUAAAAAUGCCCAUGGUGUUUUAAGAUUUUAAUGAUUUCUAUCAUUUUUCCAGGUCUAGAAAUCACACUUUCAAAAUUAGACUACCUCAUACAUCCAGGUUUUCCAAGACUGUGGAAACUCAAAGGAAACUGUUGUUGAGGAGGUGAAUUAAAAAUAAGAAAUAUCUUGAUUUUUUUAGGUGCGUUUGCUUAUUUUGAAGCUUGUU